ACGCGUUUGUUACUAUGGCAACAGCAUAGGUCCGGUGAAGUCAAUCGUUUCUCGAUAACUGAUGCUGGGAUCUGUACUCACACAUGGUAACAAGAGUAGAUAGGUUAUGUGGGCAUUCUUCACCCUGAUUUAGAACAUUAAACAUUGCCUCGAUCCCGCAUGUAUGUACUGUAGCGAUCUAGAGCUUACCGAUUGAUGGAGCCUUGUGACCUACACUCGUGGAGUUCUAUUUGUGAUCAAUUCCUUCGCUCGUGCUAAAUAUAGGACGUUCCUCCACCAUCUAUACGAUGGUGAAUAUUAACGUUUUCUUUCUUCCUGGUCUUCUUGUCGAGUUUGCUGAUGGUAACUAAUACAAUACUAUCCUGUCUUCCGAAAAUAUGACAUGAAUAAUUUUCAAUAAUAUGUCUUUCAUCUUUCCCGUGAGGAAUCAAAUAAAGUAGGUCAGGCGUGAUGGAUUCUGCCCUUGGCUUCUCGCCAUGGUGCAUUCACACACGUACAUUAUGUCUUUUUAACGCGACCUAGAUUGAGGGGUUUAUCAAAGAGUGAAGUAUUUACUCAAAGCACAAAGGCGUCAUCCACGCUGAACUUUGAAUGCAACUUAUUAUCUCGUCCACGUGAACAACCAUCUGUUUCGCCAUGGAGUUUCAACGACAGAAAUAUAUAUGCUGUAAACUAUAUGUCGGAACUAUAAUUUCCUUGUACCAGGGAUGUGUGACGGAAUAUACAAGAAGCAGAAUACAUAUGUUGACGCGUCUGAACUACUACUACAGCCACAAGGAAUACCCGGUAUUAUAUGGCAAGAAUUCCUCCUACCCUGGUCAGACACAGAUUCGGUGUCACACUCGGUGUGAUACACAUUGCGAGGAUAUAGGUCAGCUCCCGUCACACACCGUCAACCCGCAUGUCCUGGCAGCUGUUGGCAACACACUGGUCGCAAUGACGGGCCAGGCGUACUGAGCGCUCUUCUCAUACAAACAGAAUUCACAAGAGUCAGCGAAGUGGGAGCGUUGUGUUGAAGAUGGUGGGCGCUGAAGUCAAUACCAAAGACUGGCAUUUCGUCAUCGUCAUUACAGUGUCGUUCCUGACGCUGUUCUUCAACGCAAGUUUAACUUACGCCUCGGGUGUGCUCCAUGUGGCGUUACUGGAGACGUACCACGCUGACGUUGAUGUGACAGUCUGGCUCGGGUCUCUAUUCUUUAGCAUGUCAACUCUUGCAGGUCCACUUGCAAGUUUCAUCAUCAACGUAACAGACUGUCGCACCUGUGUCGUGAUAUCUGGAGUCCUCGGCCUUGUGGGUUUCUCUGCUAAUAUAUUUGUAGACGAUAUCAAAUGGCUAUUCAUAACAUAUGCCCUUCUUGCAGGAGUUGGAACCAGCCUGGCUCACACGGGUGCCAUAGUUGUCCUCGGAUACCAUUUUUCAGACAAUAUGAGUCUGGCUUGCGGCAUCGUCGUGUGUGGGAUGGCCGUUGGUUUGUUUGCCCAUCCACCGUUAUGCCAGUUCCUCAUAGAUACAUUUGGCCUUCACCAAGCAUUCCUCAUCGUGGGAGCAAUAGCAUUCCAUUCAUGUGUCUGUGGGAUGCUCAUGAAACCGACCAGAUUCGAGAGGGAACGUCGCGCCAAGGUAUUCAGUGGAAGGCCAACGCGUCUGACGCUGGUCAUGACGUUGUGUGGAGAUUGUUCUGGUUAUGCUAAAGUUUUCAGGAACAAAUCGUUUCUGUUCUUUCUUAUGUGUAGUUGUACAUUCGGCAUGGGCUCAUCAGCUAUGUAUUUGUACCUCCCAGACUUUCUACGGAAACAAGGGAUAUCUCUUCAAGCAGCAUCUUUCAGCGUUUCAACUUCGGGUGUAGGUGGCGUAGUCUCGCGUGUUCUCACGGGAUUUGCAGCACAAGAUCCAAACAUUGGCAGUGGACUGAUAUUUGCUUCCCUGAACGGCCUCAUGGGGGUGUUAUCUUUCCUCAUCCCCUUAUUCACAUCAACCUCAGCAACAGUGUGUGUGUACGGCUUCUUCCUUGGACUCUACACCGGUAGCAGCUGGGCACUGUUUAAUCCCAUCACAUAUGAAAUUCUUGGAAUGGAUCUCGUGGCAACCGGUUUUGGAGCUGUAAUGGGUUCUUGUGGCUUCGGAUUUCUCAUUGGUCCGCCUUUAGCAGGAUAUGUCUUCCAAAUAUCCAAGGUCUAUUAUGGCGUCUACAUAUUCGCAGGUGUGAUGUUCUUCUCUUGUGCUCUCUGUGGCCUGCUGUCCACAACUUUCAGGCAUUCAAGAAGGACUUGUCACGACACUGCGGAUGCGCUGAACCCAAAUGAAGUUGAAAUCAUCAACCAACAAGAAAGUGAACCAUAGGACUCUUGCAAAAUGUGAUAUAUUUGUUAGUUUCCAUUGUUGUUAUAUAUAAAAGUUAUUGAUUGAAA
Messenger RNA from Haliotis rufescens (red abalone), 2409 nucleotides. Its product is annotated as monocarboxylate transporter 2-like. Lineage: Eukaryota; Metazoa; Mollusca; Gastropoda; Lepetellida; Haliotidae. The transcript is spliced from 7 exons. Gene Ontology annotation, molecular function: monocarboxylic acid transmembrane transporter activity. The record is from RefSeq and is a predicted model, not a curated record. The coding region runs from base 1019 to 2341 and encodes 440 amino acids. Gene Ontology annotation, biological process: transmembrane transport; monocarboxylic acid transport.